AGGAGGAGAGAAUGUAUGGUGAAAGGCUCGCGCUUCCUUGCUUCUAUCCAGGGCCUUUGUGAAUAAACCAUGGGAUGUAUCGGCUCUCGAACCCUGACAACAGAUGGAGUUCCCGUGCAGAAGGAUGGGGAACAGUUGUCCAUGGAGGACACAACCUCAAUCCUCCCUCGGCUGAAGAAGCGGAACUCCAACGCCUAUGGAAUCGGCGCUCUGGCUAAGUCCUCUCUGACAGGUGUGUCAGGAGUGUCUCGCUCUAUGAAGGACAAGGUGACAAAGCCGACAGCGAUGGCCCAGGGGCGUGUGGCCCACAUGAUUGAGUGGCAGAACUGGGGCAUGCAGACGGUGGGCGUGGGGGGCAGUGGAACGGGACGUACCUCCAGUCUGCACCUCCAACAAGAGCGCAAGCUGGAGAAUGACGCAUACAGCGACCUCAGUGAUGGAGAGAAGGAGGCUCGCUUCACUGCAGGUGUGCUUCAGCAGUUUGCAAUCUCUGAGGCGACGCUGCUGGCCUGGAGCUCUAUGGACGGCGAGAGCACAAGCGUUGGAUCUAAUCAGGGAAGCAUAGCCCACCUGAGCGAGGCCAACCAGGAAAGCAUCUCCAGCCGAGACCAGAUAGUGCACCAUUCUUCUGCAGAGGUGUGGCCUCACAAUUACGUCUCCCAGGGUCUUUAUUGCCUUUCUUCCUCUGAUGCUUGGGAGCCAAUUAGUAAUGAACAGUCAGGUGUGGCCUCUCCUGCCACCGGUUCAUAUGUCAUGGCUGUCGGGACUGAGGGAGGAUAUGACCCAAAUUCAGCAGCUCACUUCCUGUCACAACAGCAACAGCAGCAGCAGUAUCAGAACCAGUUUCAGCAGAUCCAGCACCUGCACCAGAUCCAUCAAUACCAGCAGCAACAGCUCCUGCAGUAUCAACAACAGCAACAGAUCUUGGAGCAAAGACUACAGAGUGCCACUCAGUCUUUACAAGCUACUCCCAACAGCACCAUCCACAGCCUGCCUCCCCUCACUCACCCGCCAUUAGUGGAUCUGUGGGGGGCAGUGCAGACAGAGGCCUAUCAGGCAGACAUGGUGGGCUACAUGGGUAUGCCUGUAGCAGUAGAUGGAAAUCUAACAGCCCCCUCAGAGGAGGUGACGACAGAUCACUCACCUUUACUGGAAGCCCAGGAGGAGGAAGAGAUCAAAGAGGAAGAGGUAACGUUAUGUAUGGAACCAGAACCAGUAACAUUAAUUCCAUCUCCAGUAACGCAGGAAGUGACCUCGACGGGAGGAAGCAGUCCAGGCCAAGCCCCUGGAGAAUUCAGCACAGAGCGCAAGGCGUUUGAUGUCUCACCAUCUGUAAUUGAAGAGCUUGAGGAAAAGGAGGAGUCAGAAUCAUCAUCUGUAGACGUCACAGCAACCAACUAAGUGGCCAGCAUGAGACUUAAGCUGGUUAGACAUUUCAAUCAGCAUAAUCAAACAAUACCAACUCCUAUUUCAGGAAUCAAACACCAUUGUGAUGGAAUUCAAGUGACUGCUUGAACCCAACAUGGAAAAGUGGAUGUCUGAAAAAGGAAGGCACAGAAUGGGAAUGACAAAUCCUUGGAACUGGGAAAGGAGAGAAGGAGGAAUACUCACCGUGUUUGGAAUGGAGUGAUAGAGUUGGAGGUAUGUAAUUCAGGACGAUGAAUAUGAAGAACAUUCGCUUAAAUAUGUGCAUGCUUUUACAAGGAGUGUUGGCACUCAUUAUUCAAAAUAAAGAAACUAUAGUUAAUAAACCAUAAUGAUUAUA
Sinocyclocheilus anshuiensis is the source of this 1765-nucleotide messenger RNA. It is a transcript of the gene fam131bb, whose product is annotated as family with sequence similarity 131 member Bb. The record is from RefSeq and is a predicted model, not a curated record. The transcript has 8 exons. Bases 70 to 1401 code for a protein of 443 amino acids. NCBI's taxonomy places the organism in Eukaryota, Metazoa, Chordata, Actinopteri, Cypriniformes, Cyprinidae.